This is a messenger RNA of Paramisgurnus dabryanus, 945 nucleotides long. It is a transcript of the gene fdx1, whose product is annotated as ferredoxin 1. Gene Ontology annotation, cellular component: mitochondrion. Gene Ontology annotation, molecular function: electron transfer activity; 2 iron, 2 sulfur cluster binding. The record is from RefSeq and is a predicted model, not a curated record. NCBI's taxonomy places the organism in Eukaryota, Metazoa, Chordata, Actinopteri, Cypriniformes, Cobitidae. Gene Ontology annotation, biological process: P450-containing electron transport chain.
GUUUGGACACGCCCACUACCUUUGCCCACUAGGGCGACCUACAGACAUACAUAUUUUCAACAAACACCUCCUGUUUUCCUUCUCACAGAAGAGUCGAAAUUCACAAUUUUUAUUUAUCUCACGCAUACAGUAUAGGUCGUUCUUCGGUUCGUUUACAGUAAACAACAUAGCGAAAUAUAGCGAAAUGACGUCAUCUUUGGUAAGAGUGUUACUUAAUCGAGCAGCUCUUUCGCGUGUUGCUGCACAUAAAACAUUUAGUAAAACUAGUACGCUUCCUUCACUCGUGACUGAGCGCUACAGACCGAUCAGAAGAAUAAACACGUUCAUUCAUCCACUGAGGACUGAGGAAAAGGUGACAAUAAACUUCAUAAAUCGAGAUGGAAAAAAUAUUUCAGUGACGGCUUUAACUGGAAACUCACUACUUGAUGUUGUUGUCGACCAGGAUCUAGAUUUUGAUGGAUUUGGUGCAUGUGAGGGAACUUUGGCCUGCUCUACAUGCCAUGUUAUUUUGGAGGAGGAUGUAUAUAAGAAGCUUGGACCAAUUACGGAUGAAGAAAUGGACAUGCUGGACCUGGCUUAUGGGCUAACAGACACAUCUCGUCUGGGUUGCCAGGUGUGUUUAAGUAAGGACCUGGAUGGGAUUGUUUUGCGAGUACCAGAGAAUGUGGCUGAUGUUCGAGUGGCUAGUGAACAAGAAUCCUCCACAUAAUCCCAUCAAGACUGCAGCAUGGAGGUUUCUUUUGUAGACAGUAUUUUAAAAUGGUAAACCUUCCUAAAGUAGAGUUUAUUCCAUAAUAUUAUUUGCAUCACUAAUAUAAUAAGUUUUAUUAUUUUUUUAAUUUACUGAUUCUGCAAGUCUUUGUAUAAAACUGAAUAAUGGAUCUUCACUGAGAUUUAAAAUCGUAUACUCGAUUUAUUGUAAUAAAUGAUUGUAACUAUUUUAAA